Molecule: messenger RNA, 426 nt
Organism: Gongylonema pulchrum
Lineage: Eukaryota; Metazoa; Nematoda; Chromadorea; Rhabditida; Gongylonematidae
Source: the annotation of a GenBank genome assembly
AUGUUUCAGAGUAAAAUACCGCGGGCGACACAUCUCGAUUUUUCGAACAAUUUGAUAUCGAUAAUUCCAACCGAGCUAUGCUAUCUUACGCACCUCACGAAGUUAGACCUCAGCAAUAAUCGCAUCAGCUGUUUACCGGAUGAAUUUGGCAAACUGGUUAACUUGGCACAUCUUGAUCUUUACAGAAACGAAAUUGAGGAGCUUCCGCUGUCUUUUGGUGAGCUUUCUUCACUGAGAUGGCUUGAUCUGAAGAAUAAUCCUCUGGAAACGGAGCUAGCAAAAGCGGCCGGCGAUUGUUCCGAUGAGAAGGGUUGCAAGCAAGCGGCCAUCAAUGUUGUGAGACUUAUGCGUGCUCGUACCGCUCAACAUCAACGUCUCAGCGAGAAGCAGAAGGCCGACACAAUGCGUAUGUAUAUUAUUUUUUAG